AGCAGGGAUAACGCGAGUAUGGGAAAGCUGUCUUGAAUCGUUCUGCUGCUCUUUUGAAAAUGAAUGCUUGAAUUUUUCAUAGUUUUCGUGAUUUUUAACCAUAAUUGGAUUAAGCAGGACAAGUGUUAAGUUCAACUUUAGAUCAGCGCUGAGAGAAGGCUCCAUCGAAUCGCUCACCAGCCUUAACUGUCAACAAAUAAACCGGCUCCUGUCAAAAUGCACGCAGUCGGUAUUCAUUCGGCGCUGGCCAUCAAGCGCCAGCGGAAGCGGAGGGAUGUCCAGCGGAAAGCCCGUGAACGCCGCUACAGUAUACAGAGCUCGGAAAGUGGCGAUACGCAUUCGCCCCAUGGUUCAACCCGACGAAAGUUUCACCCGCACAAAGUAAACGUCCAAGAUCAAAGUAUUUUAGACACAAAAGUAGUCACGACCAUCGGUAUGAUGCACAUAGGAGUCGUAUUCGUAGUAUUCGGAAUCUUUUUACUAGGUGCCGGGUUUUUUCCGGCUAACUUAACGAACCAACCAACACAAUCGUGGCAUUUGCUGGGAAAAGGGUCCUGGUGGAAUGAAUUAGUAUGUACGGGACUAUUCGCUGUUGGUCUCGGCCUUUUUUUCAUCAUUCUUAACUGUGUGAUAAGUAGUCGAGAAGAACAGGACCUCGAAGACUAUGUCCAGCGGCAGCUCACACGAUCGAGAUCGGGUCAUCGAUUAGAGCGCGAUGUCGAGACCGGUGGCCUUACGACACGCCACCACCGCAAGGCUAUGCAAAUACAAAAAGGUGCUGCCGAGAGAGGUCUAGACGACCUAUCCAACUCAAAUGUUCUCCUGACGCCAACAAGCAGCGAAGUGGCGACUCCAACAACGCCCUCGGGAGUACUAGGAGCAUCCGGAGAAAUAUUGUUGGAGAAAAUACUAGAAGAAGAUAGCAGUUACGGGGAUGCAGAUUACUAUUCUCGAAACACCGGACAAUCGCCACCCGGCGUGGAUAACGACAAACGGUUACUUCUUGGUAAUGGGCACACCGGCGCCAUUCAUAUGACCGAUAUUUGAAUUAUUCCGCCGUUUUGGCGCGUAAGUAGAAGUGAACACAAAACCACCAAAUAUCACACCGUUACCAUCGGAGUCCCCUAAAACAUCUACCGUGUAUUCGCAUCGUAAUUGCAUAACAACAGCAGUGUAUACAUAUAGAUCAAGGCAUGUUCUCUUCCCCGUUCACUAGUUUCUUUCGCUAAAUAGAUAAUAAUGAACAAAUACGCAACCAUUAGUUGGAAUACACGAACAUAUAUAAGCGCAAAUAUAAUGAACCAGAUCACUAUUUCGUUAUCAUGUACGGGCAGGACUUGGACUUCAGAGUAUCAUGCGAGUCGAUUUAUUCAUUGCGUGAGGCAACAUCCCAAUUUCUGGAAAUAUUGGAAAGGAAAUCAAUAGAAACAAUAUAAAGAGAGCAAAGAAAUGUACCAUGUCUAUCAUCCAAAAUACAUAUUAAAACCAUAACCGUUGAAUUCUAGUCACGACACACAUAAUCAAAGGUUCACAACAAUGACUAAUACUAAGCAUUCGCAUAUAAUAACAUAAAUAUUUUAUAACUUAUAUUCCACAAUAAUAUCGAAUUAAAAAAAAGCACAAAGUAUUUCAAACGACAUGAGCCGAACAUUGGAAGUAGAAUCAUAUUCAUAAUAAAACACGAAAAUGGAUUUGAUUUCAUAUUGCGAAUUUUCCGUUCAAGUGUACCGCUUGACAUCUCGUCGAACAAUGUUUGUAUGUAGCUGUGUAUAGUUCGUAAGUAAACAUUAUUAUAGAAGAUUUUUUAUGAAAACAAAACAGAAUCGAAAUUAAACAAAGCUUAUAGGAAAAUGUUUUUAUUUUAACUUUUGAUGUUUAUGACCAGAUGUCGUAUUUAUAAAACCAAAUUUGGACCGUCGUUGAGUAAAUUAGACAUUACAGAGCUAUCAAAACCAUAUAACAACAAUAAACAACUCAGUUCAGUUGACGUUAUCAUUGAAAGUUGUAUGUACUAAGUGAUACAUACGAAAGAUAUAUUCAAAAGACACCAUUUGCAAUUCAAAAUUAUCUCGAUUAUCAAAGGAAAUUGUAACUGAACGCAUCCAAGCGUUAAUUUAUGCUGUUUACCUAUGAUUAGCAGUUGUCAGAUUCAUUACGCUUCAUUUAUUCGAACCUCUUAAGCAUGUUUCGAAGAUAAGACAUUCUCAUAAUUUAUAUAUGUAAUCAUAUCACAUGAGUCCAGGAAAUGAGCCUAAAAGUAAAUCUUGCCUGGGAAAGUAUUUCUGUGUCAACUUGGUAGCAAAACCAAAAAUAAUCAUGCUUUGUUUUUUUUUUGCUAAAAACCAUCGGUAUUAGGGGAAAGUAUUAUAAUAUGCUCCCAUUGAGAAAACAUUGAGAUACUUCUAAAUGUAUUAAUAUAUAUUUCUCAAGAAUGUGAGUAUCUCUUUGCAAUACGGCUGAGCAACAUAAUUUUCAAUGAUUCCGGUAGAAGUGAUGAGAAUUGAUUUUUCACAUUUUCCAAAACGACCACAUUAUCAGUUUUUUUCGCUUGCCUUGGACGUAAUGCCCCAGCAGCCCUACAAUAUGCCUCACAAGAAAUCAGUGGUUUGACAAACAACAAGCAGCGCUGCCAACUAUACCGAUUUCUCGGUAUUUCUACCGAUUUUUGGACUCGAUACAGAAAAACAGAUAUGCUCUCUCAAAAUACCGAUAUUUCCAUUUUCAUACAGAUAAAUACCGAUUUGUGUUGGAUUCCAUAGGGGUAAACCAGGUCGAGCGACCUUUUUUUUUGUCGCAAAAUAAGUUUCGCACUAAAUCGAUGUUUGAUUUUUUGAGAAAGAUAUUGUACAGAUAGAUUUUUUCCGCCAAAUACAGAUUUUUGGAAAAAAAACAGUUGACAGCACUGACAACAAGAGACAUUUUGUCCUCUUAACAAUGAAGCAUUAUGCCAAUUGAAAUGUCCGUAAAGUGACUGUUUUGAGAAAAUGAAUAUAUCAAGGAAAUGGCGGAUAAAAUGCUUAUUUAGUCGAAAUAAAACCUCACAUUGAAAAGCUUCAUAAUAUAUUCAGUUGUCUCAAAUUUCCCUGCAAACAUCAACUGCCAAACUUGCAUAGCAGAAAGAUCCUUCGAAAAGAUAGAUAGUAAUAAAACUUUUGUAUAGAAAAGUCUUGAAUGCUUAAAAAUGAAAGGGGGGUGUUUUCAGCCAGCAGAGACACUUUAUAAUACUUUCCCCUAUAUACUGUUUCGAAUGUCUCUACGCAGGGCGUUCGUUCCGAUCAAAAAGUCAAAGGUUACAACAAAUGGCUAAUUCUAAGUACAUUGCCAUAAUAUCUGGAAUGAACGUUACGACAUCGCUUGAUAAUUAUAUAUGUAAAUAAUGUCUUCUACGCAGCUUUCGUAACGAUUGUGCUUUGGUGCUGAUGUUCAUUUUAUUUUCGAAAGCAAAACAAGGACUCAUUUUACGAGGGUGGUCGUUCACCAUAUAAAAUAAAAACAACAUCUAGGAAGAGUGUAGUCCAAGGUUAGCUAUGUUUAUGCCAGCGAAAGCCAUUGGCUUUUCUACUGAAUUCAUCAAAGUAAACAGUCCAUUGCAGAUGACAGCGAUGGAUUGUAACCGCAGGUAAUGAAUAUUUUCCUGCCUGAAUGUCGAAUGCAGAUGGAACUUGUCAUAUUUCUGGAUUAUGGCGUGGGCAGCAACAGAAAACAAAUUAUUUCCACUUAAACUCAUUUUCAUUAUUUUGUUUGUCCAAAUACACUGUUGGUUGGCAAAAUCAUUAAAUUAGUUCGCAUCUUAAAUGUCGUGGAUCCCGUUUGACAUUAGGAGAAUUUGAAAUUGGAACCACAUCGGUAGUACAGAAUCUGAACCUCGGAUUGGAGAAAGCUACAGGCUCGCGUCAUGUUUCUGGGAUUUGUGUUGGAAACUCGUAUACUCGUAUCGCUAUUUUGUUUAUUUAAGCAGUCGUUUCUUCAAUUCGUACUGAACAAAAUGCAAUAUAACCUUAAACUUACGAACUAAAUUAUUGACUUACGACCAUCAUCAGCUAGUCAACGAAAACUCAUAUCUUCAUUAACUAAAUCUAAGCUAACUGAAUCUUAGUUCAUCUACCAGCUAUUUUCCGACUUCUUUCAAAUUGGCAUUGCUUUGGCAAUGAGUGUCCCAUCGAUGCGAAAAGCUAAUAGUCGAACAGAGCGAAGGCUGUUUAGUACUUAAUUAUUUAAAUGGGCCGAAUUUUUGGAAUUGGUUUAGACAUCUUCGAGAUAAUUAUUUGGCAUCUCUUCCUAAUUUUCUUUCUACUGAACGAUAUGUUUGUAUUGUUCAUCUCUUGAGAUUUUGUAAGAUUAGUACUCCCAAUUCAAAAUAAGUCCUAAUGUUCAUAAACAUUAGCAGCGGCGGUAUACAUCUUCUGAAAGCUAAGUUAAAGUAUUACACAUUCCUUUUGUGAAAUCGGCCUUCUGUUUCAAUAGACUUCGCAGCCGAUUCUAUGAGUACAUAAUCAUUGCAUGUAUUAGGGCCAUAUUUCUGUUUUCGUUUUGGAAUCCAUAUCCGAAGUUUGGGAUACAAUUCAAUUUUACAUACACGACGCGUAUGUAACUUCAUUCUUCCGUCGUAUUCAAGUUUAUUCUAAAGAACAUAUUUAUAUAAAUUGAAUUGAAAACAUAUUUUUGCUAUGUUCAUCUUUUCACAAAAUAAAUAUCUACGAGAAACAUAUAUCGUUCACCCAUGUGAUUAAUUAAUGUACACCAUACAUGACUGAUUUACUCAAUGAACUGAACACCGAUUGUUUUGGGAAUUCGAUACUCAAAGGCGGUCGGAUCCAUGGGUUUAGCUUUGGUAGGUUUCACUGUUCAGGAACGCUUUUCGCAUUGUGGUACUAAAUUAAAACAGAAAUAUUUUCUGCUUCUUUCUGACCAAUACGCAAUUGAAGUUGCACGAGGUGACCGAGAACAAAUUACGCUCUGAAUAAAAGAGGUAAUACAAUCAAUACGAUGAAUUAAUUUCACAGGAAAAGGUAGACGAGGUAAACACGAACAAUUUCGUGCUUGUCACAAUCGAAUGUGUCGAAAUUUGGAGAAACGAUACCAUACUUUUUCUCAUUCUAUAUCGUUGUUAUUCAAGCGAUAUGAGAAGAGUAGCAUGUUAGAGUUUGUGAAUUAGAAGCAAAUAUUUAUGCCUAUGAGUUUCAUCGUUGUAUGUUGAAUGUAAUAUAUUUUGUUCUCCCCAUCUCCUCCUUUCUAUGUCAAAUAUUUUAAAUCCUUCUAUUAGUGCAACAAUACCUUUCUGAGAAAUUGAUAUUCAAUCCUUAAAACACGUUUAUUCAAAGGCGCUUGGAAAUUUCAGGCUUACACAGUUCGAAAGAUUCUUGUGAUUUUACAUCUUAUCAGAUGCACAUAAAUGGAGCGUCAUAUUUCACACAAAUUUAUAUUCAAGAACAUGUAAAAUUGUGUGAUUUGAAAAUUACAUGGCUUUAAAACGAAAGGAAUAAAAAUCAAAAGAUCGACAUCAACAAUGCGACUUCAACCGAAAAACAUUAGAUCACAAAGCACACCAGUUAGUCGACUGAGCCACAGAAGCACAUAUUUGCUUGGCUGGUAAAUCGUGCAAAUAAACUCAUACAGUCUCACUUGCUAGCCGAGUGCAAAUCACACUCGGAGCUAGUAAAUUUCUGUACGAAUGGAAUAUUGUGUCAUUUGAGCAGUUCAGUAGUUAUGAAUUGUAUCGUUUAAAGAAUUGUGUCACCUGUAAAAUUAAUAAUUUCUUUUUGUUUACAAAUAUAUUUUUCACCAUAAAAAGUGCAGUUUGUUGUCGGUUUAACAGUUAGUUUGCAAGUGUCCGUCGCUGAGAAUUUGUCACCCAAAAUUAAACGACUAUGACCGACCAGUGCCAUCUGUACAUCAUUGUCGGCGUUAUCAGAUUCAAGCAUUAUGAAUAUUCCCGACUUUCUCCUAAAUCUCUGAAGCUUGACAACAGUGUGUUGAAAUAUAUCUCAAGUUUGUUGGAAUCGGCUCAUCCAUUUAUUUAUGUAAAUCUUUCCAUAUGAGAAAUUGAUAGCCUACCUAAAACUACGAAUCAGUUCUGAAUAUUCAGUACUAUCAACGAACGGUUGAACCCGAGAAUUAAAUUUUUAUUUUGUUAACAAUUAACAACAAAAAAUCAAUCUAUUUUUUAUUUACACUCAAACAAAUUGUGCCACGGAAAAAUUAUCGGUGUAAAAUUGCAUUGGCAUCUAUUGAUUUUGCAAUUAUUAAGACUGAAAUUAAAAACCAAAGCUAAAUCUUUAGGGAAAAAGGCACAUAAAAUUUUCUCAUCGGUAUCCAUCCGAUAGAGCCGUAGGGUGAAUCAGAUUGGUGCUUACGUUAUAUGGAGUGUUCUCUUGCGGAAGGGGUUGAAAAGGGUCAAGGCUGAUAAUUGAACUGGGUGGAGCCUGUGCACAGAUGAAUACAUACAGAUGUUCUAUUCAAUUAGAUUGAUUUUCCCCGUAGAGAAAAAGUUUUCGCAAAUCUUCAUUUCUGCUUUUAUUUUCAUUAGUCUUUUUGCCUUUUUUUAUAUAUAUAAAAAAUAGGUAUAGAAUUCGCUCAAACUUUCGAAAAAUGUUCCGAGGCCCGGAGGGCCGAAUGUUAUAUACCAAUCGAUUCAGCUUGACGAUCUGAGCAAAUGUCUGUGUGUGUGUCUGUAUGUGUGUUGUCAACUAAGAAGUCGAGAUCUCAGAGAUGGCUGGACCGAUUUUGAUCAAACUAGUCGCAAAUGAAAGGUCUCCCCGUCACCCAAAACGCUAUUGAAUGGUUUUGAGAUAGGAUGUUUACUUUUUGAGUUAUACGGAAUUUUAUGUCAAAAUUUUCAGUUUUUUGACAGUAUCUGUCACAAUUGACCUUGAAAACAGAAUAUGUUUUUAGACUUAGAUUCCGCACGGUAAUAGCUAUCCAACAAGCCAUAGUUUGUUAAAAUCCGUCCAUUUUUAACGGAGAUAUCAAUAUUUUUGUGUAAACGACUUUUCCCCUUAUUUCAGCAGUAGAAGUUUUGAGCACUGUAUGACAAAGAAAUGCUUGGGAGCAACGGAAAACACGAUUUUUAUACUGUGACAUACAAUUGUUUCUAAGUGUCCAAAAGACUGUGUACAGAAUCCUUUUUCAUGACAAUUUGCCUUGGACCGAUUUUAGCACGGUUCGUUUUUGGCAACAUAAUCGUUCGAAUAUGGCUUUUAUAAACCAGAUGAUAUCAGCAUUUUCGAGUUGAAAGUAAUUCCAUAAUUAUAUUGAUUUAAACUACUUACAGCAAUAAAAGCUGGAAGAACAUAACUUCCAUAUACCAUACGACUCAGUUCGUCGAGAUCAGCAAAUGCGUGCGUGACAAAUAAUUUCACUCAAUUUUUUCGGAGAUAACCGUUUUCUACAAACUCAGAUUCAUAUGAAAACUAGUAUACUUCCAAAUUUGGAUCCGACUUCUGAUUUCGAAACCACAGGAUGACAGGUGAAACGAAAUUAAAAUAAUGCAAUUCAUUUUUCUCGUAGAUGGCUGAAACGAUCUAAGAUUCAAAUGAAAUCUAAGAAUCAUCUAUGAUUCAAAUGAGAGGUCUUAAAAUCCUAUAAAAAUUAGUCAGAUCCGAUUUCUGGUUUAGGAGAUACAGGGUGAUUAGUAUAAAAAUGUCCAUUUCACAUAAAUUAAUCAGGUUUAUCGAGUUUGCAAAUUUGGAUAGUCGAUUACCAAAUAAAUUUAUUUCAGUUUAAGCGGUAUUCUUUUGUGGAUUCGGAAUGUACCCCCAAAUUUUAAUUCGCACUACAAUUUCUCAAAGAUGUCUACACACUCCUCAGGUGAAUUUAUCUGAUUUCGGCUACACCGAUCUUAGAACUCCGGAUCCAGUUUCGAAUCGUUUCUCAAAGUUUAAUCAUUUUUUCAAAAAGGCUAAAUCGAACUUCAAAAACAAAAAUUCAAAUAAAAGGACCUAAGGAUUCUGGAGUUACAGAUGAUGAGUUUUUAAAAUGCAUACCGAUAUAGAAGAUGUAAAUUGUUUGGCGUAUUAAUUUAUGGCCAUUCGAAUCAUUUUGGGUUAUGCUAGUUCCUGAAUACCGGCUCUGGAAGUACCAUAAAUAAUGACGAAAAACUCUAAAGUGGAACUUACUUCGACAUCUCAUGGAAUGUUCAAUCGAAUGUCACACGUUAAGAUUGAAAUUCGAUACGAUUUGCAGAUUCGAAAUUACAGGGUAAUUAGUGAUUAAAAUCUCAAUUUGACGUUUGAAACGACGAUAAUUAAAAUAAUGUCAUGAGAACUAAAACACCUAAGAAUAUCCAUGCAAAAAAACACAUGCGGAUUGAUAAAAAAAGGUAUCAUCUCACUGCUAGGUGGAUUAAUCACGUUUUUCAGUCUGUUUUCACGUGAGAUACUGUUGGGAAGUACAUUCAUUUGCAAAAAAUCCAAUUAAAAAAUUCGAUCAUAAAAAUUAAAAAUUUGUACACGUAAUUUCAUCCAUGUUUCACGCUUUCAAAUAUCAUUUUUAGUGCUGAAACAUGUUAUGUCAACUUAAUUGUCAAACGAUAUCAUCUCGUUUUAUCCAGUUAUAUUAGCGCUAAUGUCAGCAUGGUAUUAGGCUCAAAGCAUAUCACGUGUUUUUAAGAGUUAUACAACAUAGUUUGUUUUGACCGACUCUCCCCUUGUACACAUCGUUUUGAUUUCGUGUGCCUUGGGAGGACCUAUCGCUAUCAGUGGACAGUUCUAGGCCCGGAUAAGUGGUUUACAAUAUAAUUUUUACAAGUCACAUGUCGUAUGUUCAUAACCUGGAAGGAUUCUUAGUGCCAAUAGGAUCGUAGCACUAUCCAUGAAGUUGUCCUGUACACUUACGUAUCGGAUGCGAAAUAUGUUGAAACAGAGCUUAAGUUCCGUAUCGAAUUGUAGUUCCAUGACUUAGUCGUAGCUCGUUCCAGAAACUUGAAAUGUCUUGAAGUUGAAAAUUUCAUAACGUAUUUUCAUUUGGACAACGAUGUUCGGGUCCUUAUUAGUCAACCAAUAUUUUGUAUCCAAGUCUAAUAACAAUUCAAAAUAGUUCACAUGGUUGACGAUUAUUUGUCGAAGUUAUUCUUAUAAAGUUAGAGAUUUAACAAUCGAUUUGACGCUGAUAGAUUUCACGUAUUCCAGCGUUCAUAAGAACACGCAUCUUAUUCCCAGGAUUAGCAGAAAAAAAACAGAUUUCUGUAAAAAGCAGUUCAAAAUAUUUCAUAUGCACGUCUCAGUCGAAUUUUUCAACAUACUGCGCAAAUGUUUUCACCGGUUGAUUAAAAAGCCGAAUAUUAGAAAUUUUCAUUCAUCUAAACAAUUCGGUUCGAUGUUUUGAUUGCAACUGUUGGAAGUGAAAUGAAUAAAUAAUUUUCUUGAGUAUAGGAAAAUAAAAUUACAAAUUUUCCUUCCUGACAGGCAAAGAUGUAAUUCAACCGACAAACGUUAAAAUGCUAGAAGCAAUUAAUUGGUUGCGAAAACCCAAUAAUUAAAUUGACCUGGCUCGGGUUACUAUAGGCACUGCUGUUCUGGAUAAUGAUCCUUCACGGGGGUUAAACAAUUUGGCUUUUCCCUCCCCGUACUGCUACCGAAAGAUGCAAUAGGUGGAAGUUCCCCCUCAUACCACACACACACACACACACACACACACACACACACACACACACACACACACACACACACACACACACACACACACACACACACACACACACGUAGAAUUAUGAUGAAGAAACGAACAAAGUUUUCCUGAAACAACGGAUAUAACAGCAGUUUACGUUCUCCUAAAGCAGUGAAACCGGAAACGGAUUCGACUAUACAUUUAUAGGGUGUUGAGUUUACUUCCAUCAUUCUAUUCUAGCCCUAAGCACAUGAACUUGUUAGUUCGGACAUUAUAGAUAGUGGCAGAAAUUAUAAACUUGAAUGACUUAGUCAUAAAUACUAUAAUCAAUUAAACUACCCAUGUAAACUCAUCUUUCAUUUCGUUAUAACGUUGUAAUAGACAAACUACUCAUUUUGGUUUCAUGUGUGUACAAGAGAUGGAACAUUGAUUUAUAUAUAUACUAAGUUUUAGUCAAAGAUUUAUUACGAGAUUAUUACACUAUCUAUGUCUGCUUAGGCUAUCAGUUAUAUCUAUGAUGUGGUGUUUCGGUAGCAUCACUUUCCUUAAAAUGAUACUGGGGUUUUACGGGCUAUUGCCAGAGAGUUUGAAAAGGCUUCGCCGUGAAACUGAUGGUUCUAUUGUCCUAUAAGCUAUCGAGUUAUGAAUAUCGCGUAGGUCAUUUUAUAAUCAGAUCGCAUUCUUUACCAAGAUAAAAUCUGAUCAUAUCCUCUGCGUUCCAAAUCAAGAUUAUGUCUAUGCUUGAAGAGGUUUAAGGUCUACUUAAAUAUCUACGAUUCGGUUGAAUACCGGCACAGUUCAGUGCACGGGUGGUAAUAUUCUUCCACAUGUUUCAAUCCGUGUAUUCACCGGUACCGUUUUUUGUCGGUACUGAGCCGGACAAGAGUGAAUACACGCAUUGAAAUGUGUGGAAGAAUAUUGGUAUCCGUAAACGGUACUGUACCGCCACUGAACCGAACCGCAAAGGUUUGGAUAAACAUUUAAUGGUUUUGUCUUCCUAGCCUUCCCCGGGUGUACUGUCGUUAACUCUACAAUACAAUACAAUACAAUAUAGGGGUGUAUAACUUCGAGCUGUUUUCUGACCAAUCCUUGUGGCGUAUUUGGAUAUUAGAAAUGAGUGAGCUUUUUUUGUUUCUGUUAUGAGACCAUCAGUGCAACCAUUGACACUUAAAAGUCACUAAUAAUUGCACUUUUCUGUCAAUAAAUCGCUCAUUAGAAAAAAUAUUUUAUUGGGAAUGUUGACAAUUAAAACUUCAAUGUUAGGUAUUGGUGAAGAUUGUAAUCCUAACUUCUAUUUGAUUGAAGGCAAUUAAUAUAAAUCCAACGUCGAACCAGAAACAAAAUUAAACUUUACAUGAUUAUACAUCCUGCUAUCAAACAAGAAAACGUAACAUGCUUCUAUUAUUUUGAUUACACAAUUCAUUGAAGUUACUCAAUUUCUAGUAAAAAAAAUCUGUUGUCCAACAACUCGUUUUGGAGAGCUAGCCCGUAAUUCUCAUUAAAUUUAUCCACCGAAUAACAAACGUGAACUUAUAAAUAAGUUAGUGAAUUAAAAGUAUUCCACAUUCCGCAUUUACUUUUCGAAUUUAAAAAGAACCAUCUAUUUUAGUGUUUUCAGUGACAUCAUUUUUAGGAUAGAUGUUUUCUUACUAUAAGGCUGAAUUGAAAAAACAAAUGUCAAAGCCAAAUAAGAGAAUUUAGAUUUAAGUUAAGGGCCUGUUCUCCAACACCAUUCACUUAAUGAAGGCGCUCACUUAUCAGCACAUGACUUGAAAUAUAAUCCAAUGUACUUCAAUUGUAAAUGAUAUAUUUUUACUCUAUAAUGGUACGAAAAAUUACUCGUUUUUAUGUGAAAACGACCAAUAAGCCAACUGCUAACAUCCGCUUUAAAAAGGAAUUGCAGGCGAAUUGUGAAAAAAAAGAGAAUGAGUUUUAACACCAAAGAGAAAUGGAUUCCGGAAAUCCUCUUCAAAUUGGACCUUGACAGGUGGUUCAGUUGCCGAUAAAUCUAGAGUAAAUGAAACUGAUAUUUGCAUCUAUCCUGUGGGUCGUGUGAUAUGUGAUGACUAUAUGUUCAACUUAUUCUGAGUAUUGAUUAGGGUGAUGACAUAUUCUGCGACUUUCAAAUGUUAUUUGCCGGUCAUCUGAGAGGAUUUUCUUUAACCGGUUUUGUCAUCUCGUCUCGCACGAUGUGCAAAUCAGGGGCUAGAGAAUCUAACAACUGCUUGAAUUCAUCCCUCAUUUACAAUAAACAAUAGCUCACUAUGGUACGAAACUGGAGAGUAGAUUGUUCAUCUGAAAUUCCAGAAAAUUUGUGAAAUCACGACAAUUAGAAUUUUUAGGCCUACAUUAUAUGGACUCGGUCGAAGAACCCACGAACAGUCAAGUUGUCUGCAAAACAUCAUAUAUGUUGUGUCUUAAACUUACAAAGAAAUAACUUUCAAGCAUUCUACAGUAUCGGCAUAAACCAAAAAAAUCACUUCUGCAACCCGUCUCCACACUUUCAUAACACUUUCAAAUACACACAGUGUUUCUCUCUUACUAUAAGCGCGAACGAAGUGAAUGCAACAUUAAAACAAAGCGACCAGAGUGCAACCAGAAAAAUUACGAUUUAUUGAUACGGUAACCAAACAAAUUGAAGACACACAAAAUAUUUAAGAUACAAAUAGUUGAGAAAACUUUUUUAAUAGAAAAUCACAUUUUUUAUCGACUGAAUUCUGCAUUAACUUUUGUGACUGCAUCCAAUUGUGAUUGAAAAAGAAGAAAAAGAAACUAAUAAAGACAAGAGAAACCCAAACAAAAUAACUAAUAAAAACAUGCAAAAAAUCUUAUAUUAAAAACUGAAUGCAUAAGAAACAAUUUUCAAAUCAAUUUAUAUCUACAAUCUCUCUGCAAAAAAACACUUUGUUAGGUAAAAACCAAUGUAGCAUCGACUUUCUAGGUUUCUUAGUAAUUUCUCUAAAUAGUUGUCCGAUCUAGAAGAAAAAAAAUAUUGACAGGUAUGAUAUAUUGGGUUCAGAUAGCUUCAAAUCGGAAUUAAGAUCUGAUAUUUAAAACAAAAUGAAAAAAAUAGAAAAAAUCACUAUAUUCACGCCAAACAUGGUAAAGUAACAAUUUUCUAUUGUCAACUGCAUCUAGGUAAGUGUAAACCGUAGAGAAAAGGAAAAGAAAAAAAAAUCUGCUAUGCUUUUUGACUACCAAACAUGAAUAAUGUGUUUAGUUAAUAACAAGACAAAACAAAGAAAGUGAACAACAAAUAUACAUUCAAAUAGAUAUUGAGGAAUAAAAUCUUUCAAAAAAUCUGA
This is a messenger RNA of Malaya genurostris, 12908 nucleotides long. RefSeq lists its product as uncharacterized. NCBI's taxonomy places the organism in Eukaryota, Metazoa, Arthropoda, Insecta, Diptera, Culicidae. The record is from RefSeq and is a predicted model, not a curated record. Bases 217 to 1047 code for a protein of 276 amino acids. The transcript has 7 exons.